Messenger RNA from Bipolaris sorokiniana ND90Pr, 906 nucleotides. RefSeq lists its product as uncharacterized. The transcript has 2 exons. Bases 1 to 705 code for a protein of 234 amino acids. Lineage: Eukaryota; Fungi; Ascomycota; Dothideomycetes; Pleosporales; Pleosporaceae. The record is from RefSeq and is a predicted model, not a curated record.
AUGGCGAAUUCUCUAAAGGAAAAGUCACUGUAUAGCGAGCUUCGUGCUGCGUCUAUAACUAUAGGCAUCCCAACUCCCAGCACUGUGAGCGUGACAGCUACUCUGCCAAGGUCUCCUGAAUCUACUGGGCCGCCUCCUACACCUAUAGCCACUCGGGGAACUCAUGGUGACUGCGAGGCGCAGCCAUCAGGUUACGGCCCUAUUCCGAAAUACGACAAAAUGCGGGGAUUCUACUACUCGCCAGAGAUACGCCAUGCGGCAGAGAACGCCCCAAUUCCCCCCGGCUACAUCGAAAGCUUUGUCUCCGCUAACGGAUCCUUCGUCGGCAGCCAUUACCUCGGUCACUACGAACUAAAGUCCUUUGAUACACUCGAGGGCACGGAACCUGGCCACGACCAAAUCUGCCAGGGUUUCAACACCUACUUCGAGCGGGCGCCUGCCAUACGGCUCGGUCCCGAAUGCCGGGAAUCUACAAGUCGAACAAUUAUCAAGUGCGCACUGUGGGGGGAGCCACUUCGUAUUGAGGGCGCCAAGAAUAUUGGAUACAGAGAGUGGGAAUUUGACGUGGUCAUUGCGGGUUCCAAUGGGUAUAGUUUGGAGAAAUACGCUGAGUCGAGAAACCUGGCCCCUGGGAAGAAGCUAGAUCACAUGGUCCUUGCUACACUUUUUGCACUUCAAGUAUUUUUGGGAUUCAUGACACCUUGAAGGUAAGACUAAAGGUACUAGAAACAUGGAACGGGACAAGCUGCUUUGGUCAAUUGCGCGGGCAUUCGGCUGGGGCUUUAAUUGGCACGUCCUUGAAGUCGGACACAAGCAUGUUGUUUGUUUAACAUGUAAGAUGUACGUUCGUGAAUUGUAACCAUAUGACUACAACCAAGAAUUCGUGUUAUUACGGUUAGUUCGGUG